Molecule: messenger RNA, 1011 nt
Organism: Tachyglossus aculeatus (Australian echidna)
Lineage: Eukaryota; Metazoa; Chordata; Mammalia; Monotremata; Tachyglossidae
Gene: DNAJC27
Product: DnaJ heat shock protein family (Hsp40) member C27
Exons: 7
Coding region: 1-792 (263 amino acids)
Molecular function (GO): GTP binding; GTPase activity
Source: RefSeq, a predicted model, not a curated record
AUGGAGCCCAACGCGCCGAAGCGGAGGGAGCCGCGAGGGGCCCUGCGCAUCAAAGUCAUCUCCAUGGGCAACGCCGAAGUGGGCAAGAGCUGCAUCAUAAAGCGGUACUGCGAGAAGAGGUUCGUCCCCAAAUACCUGGCCACCAUCGGGAUCGACUACGGCGUCACAAAGGUGCAAGUCCGAGACAGGGAGAUCAAAGUGAACAUCUUCGACAUGGCCGGCCACCCCUUCUUCUAUGAGGUCCGCAACGAGUUUUACAAGGACACGCAGGGGGCCGUGCUGGUCUACGACGUGGGGCAGAAGGAGUCCUUUGAUGCCCUGGAGUCGUGGCUGACGGAGAUGAGGCAAGAACUAGGGCCCCACGGAAACAUGGACAAUGUCAUCUUCACAGUCUGCGCCAACAAGAUCGAUGUCUCCAAGCACCGCUGCGUGGAUGAGAACGAGGGCCGACUCUGGGCUGAGAGCCGGGGCUUCCUGUAUUUCGAAACGUCUGCCCAGACCGGGGAGGGGAUCGGUGAUAUGUUCCAGACAUUUUUCAGCGCCAUCGUAGACCUGUGUGACCACGGCGGGAAGCGGCCGCCAGCGAGCCUCAGCGUGGGCUUUAGCAAGGAGCAGGCGGACACCAUCCGCAGGAUCCGCGGCAGCAAGGACAGCUGGGACAUGCUCGGGGUCAAGCCCGGGUCCAGCAGACCUGAUGUGGAAGAGUGGGCUGAGUGCUUGUGGAAUCAUGUGCCCGCGAGCCUGGGCACCACCAAGCUGUCUGAUGACAAGGAGUUAAGCCGCCUGCGCUGAGCUGGGUGAGGUGGAUUCAAGCCACAAGAGCCAGAUCGGGCAGACGGUCACAUCGGAUAGCCUCAGCACCCUGAUCCAGCCGAGUCCGCGUGGAGUUUCCUGAGGAUGGCCGGCACCUCUGCCCCUGGCUGAGAGGUCUGUGUGGUGUUAUACAUGGCCCUCCUUCCCUCCUGCCUUGCUGUGUACAUGUCUUUCAUUGAAAUGAAAACGUUUAAACCA